Mesorhabditis belari is the source of this 1686-nucleotide messenger RNA. NCBI's taxonomy places the organism in Eukaryota, Metazoa, Nematoda, Chromadorea, Rhabditida, Rhabditidae. The record is from the annotation of a GenBank genome assembly.
AUGAAGUACGGCCUAGACGACGAAGAUGGUUACAUCGAUCUCAGCCAGAAAGCUCUACUUCUCGAGGAGUUCCCAUCACCGGCCAAUGUAAAACUGCUGAAGGUGAUAGCUAGUUCUGCGAUUGAGAAGCCUAAAGAGGAAGUGAAAGAAAAAGAGGAUACAUUCGUUGUCGAAGAAAAAUUAAGUUGCUACGAAGAAGUUGACUUUUCGAAAGAUCCCCGAUAUCCAGAUUUUAUCGAGGAUUUGAAGAAAUUGGAACUCCGGUCACGACCGUCUACUGUUGCUUCAACAAAGAAUAGCUUGAAUUGCUCAUCCCUGCAAAAAGAAUUGAUUUUCUCACCGGAAAAUGUUCUCAAAGUAGACGAUUUUGGCUUUGCGCUGCCUCGCACAAAUUGGAUUGCGCAACUGCAUCAACAACCAAAGACUUCAACACCGAUUAUGAAUGUUUUCCCGAAACUAAAUUUCGACAUCUCACGCGUUGACUUGGAAAACAAGGAAAAAGAUGAUUUGGAUUGGUCGAAGAACUUUAUUGUUGCCCCUCGGUCUGUGAGCGAAGAAUCCGGUAAAGCUCAAUUGUUGGGCAAAGCCGAGUCUUCUUAUGAUACAAGAAUACAAGAAGAUGAUGUACCAACCUUCCUUGAAAACUCGUCAAUUCUGAACAGCUUUGCAACUGCAAUCGAUGAAGGGGAGUCUGAAUACGACGUGUCAGAACGGGUUAAUUCUUCGUCUUCCGAUGCAGCAUCAGACGAGGAUAGUAAUGAGUCAAGACAGACGGUGGAAGAAGUUACGACGUCUAUCGCAGCGUUAAAACCGGUCACUCUUCCUGGAACUUUCGCAGAUUUUUACUCGCACGAAAUCAAGUACAAACGAGCUUUGGAAAAGAAAAUGAAAGAAUUUGAAGAGAAAACGGAGCCUGCAAUGCUUGCACAAAUCAAGCGAACAGUUAUGGAAAAAGUGACAAUUUCUUCGAAGAAGCAUGCAACUAAAGAAGAUAUUGAAAAUAUCGGAAGUUACUUCGCUAGUCUUUGUCAAGGACGACCACUUACUGGCGUCAACGAUAGUGAAAUCAGGCUUUCUACAUCCUUGGAAGCCUUUUAUAUGUUGAAUCAAGCAUGUGAACGCUAUUUGAAGUUAGCCGAGCACGACGCAGAGUUAUGCCCGAUUGUUUCACGAAUUCUUCAUUCAAUUGGUAGUAAAGAAGAAGCGUUCUUGAAGAUUGUUCUUGGAAGGCUUUUCUCAUCAUGCAUAUUUUUGACGAUGGAUUCUGUGCGAUGCUUGAAAAAGGCAGAAUGGCUUUGCACACAACCGACAGAUGCUCGAAAAAUAUUUGUGGAUCAGCAGCGAUCACUUCUUCGCGUUUUCUUCACAAUCCAUUUGUUAGCCCAUGAAAACGAAGCAGGAAUACUACGAGUGGCCUUUAAGAAUAUAUGGCGUACGCUUGCUUACUGCAUAAACGCUCCUCCAGUUCCACUUGCUACACCAAUCGUUUUGGCCGAACUCUUAGAGAGUUGUGCGAAUGAACUGUCUGAGGCUUAUGGGUCAGUGUGGGAACGUGCGAUCGAGUGUAUACUGGUGGAACUCCUCGAUAAGCUGGAUGAACAAGUUUCGGAUAAUCAACUGCUUAUGAAAGCCGGACAAGCCACGUACAAUUCAAUUCUUCGAUGCAUCAUCGAUGAAUUUUACAAA